AUGGCAUCUCUUGUCAACACUCGCAUCCUGAUCCUGUCCGACACGCACGGAGAUGCGCUCAAGCGAAUUGUCACCACCAGCGCAGAUGUAGCCAUACACUGCGGCGACCUCACAGAAGAAUCGAAGUUGGACGAAUUCGUGGCGGCCAUACAGCUACUGAAAGGCAUAGACGCGCCACUCAAGCUCGUGAUCGCAGGCAACCACGACUUCACCCUGGACGACAGAGCGUACGAGCGCCACCUUGCUGAGGCCGAUCCCUCGAUCGACUCUGAUCUGAUGAGCAGGACCUACGGCGAGCUGGGAGCCGCUCGUCGCCUUUUUGAGGCAGCAGAUGUUCGAGAAGCUGGCAUCGUCUACCUGACGGAAGGUACUCAUUCUCUCACACUCAAGAACGGCGCCAGACUGACAGUGUAUGCGAGCCCAUAUACAGCAUCAGUGAGCACUGGUUGGGGUUCCACCUACAAUCCCCGCGACCCGGCACAGGAACACAAGUGGGAUAUUCCGGAGACAGUUGACAUCGCUGUAACGCACGGACCAGCAAAAGGCGUCCUAGAUUAUACCGACUCUCGCACACGGGCUGGAAGCGCGAGCUUAUUCGCCGCCAUAGCACGAGCAAAGCCCAGAGUGCACUGCUUCGGCCACAUACACGAAGCCUGGGGUGCGAAGAAAGUGACAUGGCGAAGCGAAUUAUCCGAGGAGCCUUCACAUUUUACAGACAUCGAUCAAGAUGAGUCUGAGUUGAUCGAGAGUCUAGCAACACUUCGCAAGGGUAAAUUUGACUCUGAAGACGACAUCGCGCGAAAAACAGCCAAGAGGUCGGAGUACGAAGCACGAGGUAGCUGUGGUGUAUCGACGGAGAUCCGGAAAGGAGAGCAAACUUUGUUCGUGAACGCUGCGUUUGAGGGGUCGGAGGAGGGCGAUCAGCAUUUACCAUGGCUGGUAGAACUUAAUCUGCCGAAGGAGAUCAAAAACGUGGAGAGCAAGAAACGCAGAAGGCCCAGCGGCAGCGAAGCGGGUGAGGAGACCAGCAAGUACCAGCGCAUAAUGGACGGCACUGCUGAGGAGAAUGGGAGAUCGGGAAAAUGA
This is a messenger RNA of Cercospora beticola, 1086 nucleotides long. Its product is annotated as metallophosphatase domain-containing protein. Lineage: Eukaryota; Fungi; Ascomycota; Dothideomycetes; Mycosphaerellales; Mycosphaerellaceae. The record is from RefSeq and is a predicted model, not a curated record. Gene Ontology annotation, molecular function: hydrolase activity.